Messenger RNA from Emiliania huxleyi CCMP1516, 294 nucleotides. RefSeq lists its product as hypothetical. Bases 1 to 294 code for a protein of 97 amino acids. NCBI's taxonomy places the organism in Eukaryota, Haptophyta, Isochrysidales, Noelaerhabdaceae. The record is from RefSeq and is a predicted model, not a curated record. The transcript has 2 exons.
AUGUUCUUCAACUACGGCGCGCCCCUCUGCCCGCCGAGAGUUUUCGAGUUCGCAGGCCUCGACCCCUUGCCCGCAGCGGAGGCGACCUCGCGCAGCCCCGCUGCCACCGGACCCGGCACACCGACCCACGCCAACGCCGGGUCCUCGUGGGGCGGGAGCGCGUACCUCGGCAAGCUGCGGCCCGAGGAGCGGCUCAAGCUGAGCCGCUUCUACGCGCCGCACAACCGCGAGCUGUACGCGUGGGUGGGGAAAGACUUUGGGUGGGAGGUCGCCGCCAAUCUGUCCAGCACAUAA